Molecule: messenger RNA, 2130 nt
Organism: Durio zibethinus
Lineage: Eukaryota; Viridiplantae; Streptophyta; Magnoliopsida; Malvales; Malvaceae
Product: Leucine-rich repeat (LRR) family protein
Molecular function (GO): protein binding
Source: RefSeq, a predicted model, not a curated record
UACUAAGUAUUUUGUAUGGAUAUGGAUAUCAACAGUUGUAAAAAGGCAACGACAAAUCAAUAAUCUCACUUCCUUGUUUUUUCCAUGAGGACUUGUUUGGUUGUCACCUACGUAUAAGAUUAGAAGUAUCAAACGAUUCUUUGAUUGUUGGCAUGAUAGUGAAAACCUGAAGGGCUGAACCUACUCCAAUCCACCAUCCCAGCUCUUUCAUCCAGCCGAAAAACUGCCACAAAAACCAUCUUUGAUUGUCUAUACGUCCUUAGGCAAGCCAAACCACUUUCAGACGUAGUCUGAUAUAACUUGUGAAGGAAAACAUGUUUUAAUUAUCCCUUCAGUUCCAAGGAAUCUUUCCCUUUUUUCUCCGGUAGUCUGAAGCUGUCUUUCUCCUGCUCCACUUCAAACAACUGCGAAAACUACAUGGAAGGAGAUAAGUCCUUAUCCUGCGCGUCCUCUUCCCUUUCCAAUUCCCACAGUGCCAAAGUCUACGACCAAAAUUCAGCUGUAUAUCUAUCAGAAUCAAUGUUUUGGUCAGGCAUUGCUACCAGUCUUAAUUGGCCGACAAAACCAACAUUUCCUCGACUUACCCAAUUGAAGCAUGAAAAAUCUCUGAUGCAAAAUAGUAUAAUUUCUUUUAACACCAAAUGUAAUGGUUAACUGUCACUAUAACGAGGGUUGCUUUGGAUCUCAUCGUCUAGAAAAGAAAUCAAUGUUUCCGUUGGACAUGAACAGCAUGAUUAAAUAGAAGACUGAAGCAUUUCGCUUGAAAAUGAAAGAGUUCUCUACAUAAAAUCAAGCCAAGUCUGAUCAACAAUGCAUCCACCAAAACAAUAAUGGCUUCAACUUUGUGUUCUUCAUUCAUUUCCAGUGCCUUGAUAAUCUUGCUAGUCCACCUAUCUUCCUCCUCCAACAAUCUGGCAGCAAAACACACCUAUUCCGCCUCUCAUCACCACCGCCACCACAACCGUUCCCCGUUUCCAAACCCGAAACUUCAGAAAGCUUAUAUUGCCCUUCAGGCUUGGAAACGAGUCAUCUACUCAGACCCCCGCAACUUCACCUCUAACUGGGUUGGUCCUGAGGUUUGCAACUAUACAGGCGUUUUUUGUGCGCCUCCCCCUUAUGACAAGAAAAUCAUAGUAGUUGCUGGAAUUGAUCUUAACGGUGCUGAUAUAGCCGGUUUUCUCCCUGAUGAGUUGGGCCUUCUCUCAGACCUUGCACUCAUCCAUCUCAAUAGCAAUCGCUUCUGUGGCAUCCUGCCACAAACUUUAUCCAAUCUGUCACUUCUCUUUGAGCUUGAUCUUAGUAACAAUAGGUUUGUAGGGCCUUUUCCAUACGUUGUUCUCUCUCUUCCAUCUUUACAAUUUCUUGACCUUCGAUAUAAUGAGUUUGAAGGGCCAUUGCCUCCUCAACUUUUCACUAAAAGUCUCGAUGCCAUAUUUGUUAAUAACAACCGAUUCUCUAAUGUGAUACCAUCCAAUUUCGUUGGAAGUUCAGCUUCUGUUGUGGUAUUUGCCAACAACAAUUUUGGAGGCUGCCUGUCACCAAAUAUUUCCAACUUUGCCAACACUUUGGAGGAGCUGCUAUUAACCAACACUAGCUUGUCAGGGUGUUUGCCACCAGAAGUAGGUUACCUUUACAAACUAAAGGUGUUGGAUGUGAGCAAUAAUAAUUUUGUUGGUCCAAUACCUUACAGCAUUGCAGGGUUAGCUCAUUUGGAGCAACUAAACUUGGCACAUAACAUGAUGAGCGGGAUUGUACCCAUGGGAGUUUGUAUUCUACCGAAGCUGGAAAAUUUUACAUUCUCUUAUAACUUUUUCUGUGAGGAGGAAGGGAUUUGCCAGAACUUGACAUCGCAUGGUAUAGUUUUUGAUGAUCGCCGUAACUGUUUGCCAGAGAAGCCAAACCAGAGAAGUCAGAAAGAAUGCCAAGCUGCGCUUGAACAUCCAGUUGACUGCUUUCACUACCACUGUGGUGGUGGGAGUAGCGGUGGCGUUCUUGGCAGUUCAACUGCAAUUCCCUCGGCCAUGAUGCCCGCUGCUGCACCACUUUUAUCACCUUCUAUGGCUCCUGGCUACGUGUAAAUAGACAUCUAAGGUGGUUAACAAUAGUAAAAGCGAGAAUAAGUUAUUAAGA